This is a messenger RNA of Ogataea parapolymorpha DL-1, 1452 nucleotides long. RefSeq names its product H/ACA ribonucleoprotein complex non-core subunit NAF1. The transcript has a single exon. The record is from RefSeq and is a predicted model, not a curated record. Gene Ontology annotation, cellular component: sno(s)RNA-containing ribonucleoprotein complex. NCBI's taxonomy places the organism in Eukaryota, Fungi, Ascomycota, Pichiomycetes, Pichiales, Pichiaceae. Gene Ontology annotation, biological process: ribosome biogenesis; pseudouridine synthesis; box H/ACA snoRNP assembly. Gene Ontology annotation, molecular function: RNA binding. Bases 1 to 1452 code for a protein of 483 amino acids.
AUGUCUACGGUAGGAUCAUCACCAGAGAAUCCUGUAAGUGGAGAAAACCUUGGGCAGCAAGAAUCUCUAGACAAUGAAUCUCAUGCAAAGGAGAAUAACCGUACUUCCGAUGCUUCUGAUAUAGCAAAAGAGAGUUUGGAAGGACAAGAUGAAGAAAAAGAGCAGAUCAAUGACCAGAAUCCCGAGGAUCGUAUUUUUGAUGAGACGAAAGAGAUCGCAGAGUCUGACAACGAAUCGAACGACAGCACAAGCUCAGACUCAGACUCAGACUCAGAAUCGGGGUCAGAUAGCGAGUCGACUUCUGAUUCUAGCUCAGACUCGAGCUCAGAUUCCGAGUCUGAGGAAGAAGGUGAAGUUGAGGUUUCCGACAAUGAGAGCGACGUAUCUGCGGAGCCCAUCAAAUCCAAGAACGAACAAGAGGAGGAAGGACUUGAAUUACCCGAAGACUUUUCCAUUCCUCCCGAUGCACCUAUUGAGUACAUCGGUAAUAUUACAGCUCUUGUUGAAAGAAGCAUUGUGAUAAAGGCAAGCGUUUCAGGGGAGAUACGCGUCUUGAAAGAUGGGUCAAUUCUCUGCUUAGAAGAUAGAACGUUGGUCGGCCCGCUAUUCGAGACAUUUGGCAGGAUACAAUCUCCUUCGUAUCGUGUUAAAUUCAAGACGGAAGAUAAGUUUGAAGCAUUCAAGGACAAAAAAGGCGCAAAAGUUUUCUACGUUGUUCCUGAGUCCGAGUUUGUGCUUACGUCUCAAAUAAAAACAAUAAAGGGAAGCGAUGCUAGUAAUUGGAAUGACGAGGAAAUCCCUGAGGAAGAGCAGGAAUUUUCUGAUGACGAGAAAGAAGCAGCGAUGAAAGCUCUUAGGAAACGCAAGAAGAACCAAAAGAAAGAUGAGACAACAAAAAGGCCACUUCCGAAUCAUAUGAGGUCGCAACUGACCUCUCUUCCAAAGAAGGGAGCUUCACAGGCAGGAACUCCCUCUCAAGCUACACAAUCCCCGAAACAAGAAACUUCUGCGCAAUCCUCGGCUGCUACCAAGUCCGCCCAGAUUAUCCAACCAGCACAAAUGUCUCAACCGUUGCAAUCGGUGCAGCCCAUUAUUCCAGUUCAGCCUCAGCCGCAACUGUAUCAGCCUAUGAAUUUCGUGAAUCCAGUCCAACAACAAUACUAUCCUCAGCAACUAUCAUAUCCUUCCACUACAGGGUAUUACCAGCAACAUGCUCAAUAUCAAUGGUAUCCCCAGUACCAGCAAUAUCCAAAUUAUCAGUUUUCUUACCAACAGACCCAGAAUGCGCAGCCUCAAGUUGAUCCGAAUGUUUUUCAACAAGUCAGCCAGUUCAUCCAACUUGCUCAAACUCAAACCCAAUCUCAGCAACAACCGCAGGCUCAAAACUUUAAUUCACAGGACAAGACUCCAAAAUCCUUCUCUGACGACGAAUAUGACCCUGAAAAUGUAUAA